CAGUGCUCAUUAAUAAUAAUAAUAAAAAAAAACCUUUUUUCUUGGAGCCAAGAGUUGAUCCUCUCUUCUUCCUCCUAGAAAAAUAGAAGAUAAAAAGUGAAAAAAGAAGAAAACCGAAAGUUGCUGAUAGACCCAAAAUCCAAUCAACACUCAACACUCUAGCAACAAGGUGAAUCCAUUAUUUUGUGUAUCGACAAACAAUUACUUAACAAGAAAAAAUCCCGCAUCAUGAAACUUUGAAAAAUACAUGCUUUCCUGAAUUGUUGUUUAACACUACUACAUGUCCAAGUCCUUAAUUACACUAUCUUUGCUGUUGUUGAUGGUGAUGGUCAUCGUAGUAUUGUGAUAUUCUCUGACUGGUAACGUAGAAGGGAGAUAAUUUAGCCAUUUGGGUGCAAUAGGAGAAUGUCUUGGUGCGAGGAAAGAAAUUUUUGGUGUAACUGUUUGUAUUGGAGGAAAACCUCCAUUUUGUUGCCGCCUGAACCUGACACCUUCUCUUUACCUUCUCCUCUUCCCGAUUGGUCUCAAGCAGGCCGAGGAUUUGCUUCUGGAAGAAUAAACUUGGGCAAAAUUGAAGCCCUCAAAAUCUCCAGGUUUGAGUUCAUUUGGAGCAGCAAUCUCUUGCAGGACAAGAAAAAAGGAGUUUCAUUCUAUAAACCUGUGGGAGUGCCUAAUGGAUUCUACAGCCUUGGCCACUAUUGCCAAUUCAACAAUAAGCCCUUGUGGGGUUUUGUUCUUGUGGUUCGUGAGGUGGCUUGCUUCGAGCCAGAAGCUGCCAAUUCACCAACUCUUCUAAAACCCGUAGAUUAUACAUUAGUUUGGAGUUCAGAUGAUGAAAGUGAGGAGAAGUAUGGAGGAUGUGGCUUCUUCUGGCUUCCUCAGCCUCCUGAGGGUUUUAAGCCCUUGGGGUUUCUAGUCACCAACAAUCCAGACAAGCCAGAUUUGGAUGAAGUACGGUGUGUUCGAGCAGACCUGACAGAUGAAUGUGAACCCUAUCAUCUACUACUUGAAUCAUAUUCUAAAUUUUUAAAUCUACCGGUUCGAGUUUGGAGUACAAGACCCAGCCAUCGAGGAGUGCUAGGGAAAGGUAUUUCAGUUGGCACAUUUUUCUGCGGCUACUGGACCUCUGAAGAGGAGUUGCAUAUUGCAUGCUUGAAGAAUUUAAACCAACUACAUGCCAUGCCAAACCUCGAACAAAUCCAUGCACUCAUGAAGCACUAUGGGCCUACAGUUUUCUUUCAUCCCAAUGAGGUCUAUUUGCCAUCUUCUGUGCCAUGGUUCUUGAAAAAUGGAGCACUCUUGUACAAAGCUGGGGAUUCAUCUGGUGAACCCAUAGAUGCAGAGGGCACUAAUUUGCCAGGCGGUGCAACAAAUGAUGGUGCAUUUUGGAUAGACUUGCCUUCCGAUGGCAAAAGAAAUACUGUCAAACAGGGAAGCUUGGAAAGUGCAAAACUUUACGUUCAUGUGAAGCCUGCUCUUGGUGGGACUUUUACUGAUCUUGCAGUGUGGGUUUUCUAUCCCUUCAAUGGGCCAGGUACUCUUAAAGUUGGACCAUUGAAUAUUUCGCUUGGCAAGAUUGGGCAGCAUGUAGGCGAUUGGGAGCAUUUCACUCUCCGCAUAUGCAACUUUACUGGAGAGCUGUGGAGUAUAUACUUCUCUCAGCACAGUGGUGGUGAAUGGGUUGAUGCUUGUGAUUUGGAGUACAUAGAGGGGAACAAAGCUAUUGUUUAUUCAUCAAAAAACGGACAUGCUAGCUUCCCUCAUCCCGGGUGUUACAUCCAGGGUUCCACUAAACUUGGAAUAGGAAUACGGAACGAUGCAGCACGUAGUAAUUUAUACGUGGAUUCAAGCACCCGUUAUGAAAUUAUUGCAGCAGAGUAUCUUGAAGGUAGUGAUUUCAUUGAGCCUUGCUGGUUACAGUUUAUGGGAAAAUGGGGUCCAACGAUUGUCUAUGGUUCAAGAAUCGAGCUUGAUAAGAUAAUUAAUCAUUUGCCCGUGGGUUUUAGAUAUUCAGUAAAGAACAUAUUUGAGGGGUUUCCAGUGGAACUCUGUGGAGAAGAAGGUCCUACUGGGCCGAAGGAUAAGAACAACUGGGUGGGAGAUGAAAGAGGCUAGUUUCCUUCUCUCUUUUACUGCAGACUCUUAUUUCAUUGGCUUCAUUGCUUUCUGUACUCAUUACAACGGCUGUAGAAAGACUGAACUUCGAGGCUUAUCGCGUUGUAUCUACAUUUCUCAUUCUUGAUUAUAUAUAUUUAUAUAAUAAUCGAGUUCGAGCAUGGUUUCCCUUCAAGCAAAUCAGUGAUGGUGGAUCGGCAUGGGAGAGUGGAAGAAGAACAGGGCACUAGGUUGCCAUUUAUGCUGUCCAGUGAUGUUGAUGAAUGAGCUGUAAGAUUACCCCACAAAGCAAAAUAAAAGAAAAUAUAACUCGAGAAAGAUUUUGAUUCCAUAUUUGAUGACAAUCCGCCCGGUAAAGAAGACAACUGAGUCAGUUUUCGAGUCGUGAUUUCUUUCUCUCUUUCAAUCUGACUUCCAGCAGAACACAUUGAGUUCGCAGUCUGUCUUUGCUAUGCUCCAAAUUAUAACGCUGUUGAAGGCGACGUUGACCAAUCGGCGCCGCUAAAUCCCAAACAGCAAAUCGAUGUAGCGAAACCCGAACGCCAUUUGUGCAAAUCCUAAGAGAGAGAUGUUGGCGAGAAGAUUUAUUUCCUUGUUUAAGGGCUCCCAAGCUUCCGAGGUAACUAACGUUUCUCUUUUAGCAAUAACCCACCCUUUUAUUCUAAUUUACUGCUUUUAAUUUUGCAUCGGUGGUGGAGUGAAGUCAGUGAAGUCCUUGGAUGAAGGAAAGAGCACGUCAUUUGGUCGAAAGGCAGUGUCUUUUGUGUAGGUUACAGUCACGGGUGGUGUUGCUUUGAGCGGCUUGCUAUUUAUCAUGGCUGUAGCAGGUACUUUGUUAAUUAUCUUGCGAUGAUGUUACGGGGUUUUCAGGAAGUUUGAUUUUUUUAUUUUUUUUAUAGGAUUGGGAAAUUGAUGCCUUGAAGACAAUGUUGCUUUUGUUAGAUGAAGACAAUGCUGUUUGUUGGCGUAAUCCAGUGUAGUUUAGUAGUAUUUCUUUGGACUAAGACAGCAGAAUGGUGUCUUAAAAUUGGCACGAAUUGAGAGGUAAAGACGUUUCAAGCCUCUCUGUGCACGAUUUUCCUUACUUGAAAAUGAUUAUUGAAGACGACCCUUUAUCUAGCAUGCUCUUUCGCUUCAAUUUUUAAGUGGAUAAAUUGCAACAUUUA
This is a messenger RNA of Populus euphratica (Euphrates poplar), 3281 nucleotides long. RefSeq lists its product as uncharacterized. Lineage: Eukaryota; Viridiplantae; Streptophyta; Magnoliopsida; Malpighiales; Salicaceae. Bases 406 to 2115 code for a protein of 569 amino acids. The transcript is spliced from 3 exons. The record is from RefSeq and is a predicted model, not a curated record.